Molecule: messenger RNA, 4677 nt
Organism: Serpula lacrymans var. lacrymans S7.9
Lineage: Eukaryota; Fungi; Basidiomycota; Agaricomycetes; Boletales; Serpulaceae
Exons: 12
Coding region: 1-4677 (1558 amino acids)
Biological process (GO): maturation of SSU-rRNA
Cellular component (GO): nucleolus
Molecular function (GO): RNA binding
Source: RefSeq, a predicted model, not a curated record
AUGGCUGUCAACAGCCAUGGCCCGCUCCACUCCUGCCAAUGUCUCAAUGUCCAGAUAAUACCUCAGCCUCACCAACAAGGCCCACCCGAUUUUCUGUCUCGUUCAGUCUCUGACUCAGAAUACACACUGACGUAUGUCGCUGAUGAGGGACUCUCCAUCGCUCACCCUCAAGUCACCAUGCGGACGAGAAAGCUCGGGCCACCCAGUUCGGAUACCUCUCGACGCUUUCGAUACACCACUCUAUCUUGUCUUAUUUGCCGAGCCCUGGUUUACCGAGUCACCCAACUAGUUCCUCUCGAUGUCGAGGGCCAAGAAGGGCCUCUCCUUCCGUCGCACGACUGGGUGGAGCAGGAGACACUGAAGAGCAUCUCGGGCUGGAUCGAAGUUCAUAAGGACUGUUUGCAUGCGGGUGCCAUUUCUGAGGCGUUGUCUUCAGUAUCCUACUCUCCAACAUUUUCUAUCAUUGUGCCUCCCGUUACCCCAGUAACCGCUGAAGAACAGGAAAGAUAUAUAUUUGUCCCCUCUGCUGAGCCGUCUCCACCACGUCAUACUGUCCCUGCGAUAUCUUUUCUCUCGAACCUCCGUCCCUUGUUCCCCCCGGUGCCUUUCAUUCCAUCGCAUCCCGUUUUCUCUCAUCUUUCAUCUGUAGCAACAGGCAAAUCCGAAGCCCUCCGGAUAGCUGCCGAAGAGUAUCUCGCAAAGGUUGUCGAGGAUCAGUUAGCGGAGAUUGAGCGAGCAGAAGAUAAAUUGCGGAAGGAUGUUGAGGGUCUGUGGAAGAACUUUAUUGACGGCAUAGCCCAAGUGGAAAAGGCACGAAAUCUGACCAUUGACGGAACUUCAACCCGGAGAAGGGAUAGUGUAAGUCGCGCAAGCCGCCCACGAGUUAGUCUCGUACUACGUGAUUUUAUUCCUGCUUCUAGCCCAGUUCCUCGGGCGCUAUCUCCCGCGUCAGUUCCGCGAGUUUCAUCGCUGUCAGCAUCUCUGGCUACUUCCGCCUUCUACCACCCUCGAGCUCAAAACCAACCGACCUCGCGUGUACAUAGCACCAGCCCUCCCUCUCCUCCACCUUAUUCUUCUAAUCCCUCUUCAUCAGGCUCAGCUGACAGUCCCCCGCUUACCUCAUCUGAUUCUUCUUCUCGGUCAUUUUCUCAAAUCAAUGGUGAAAAUAUUCUCCAGCCGUUUAGGCGCAGUAUGGAUGAAGCCAAGGAUGUAGCCACUAGUUUCCGGUAUUUUACGAAUCUGGAAGCUGACAUGGCUCGAGUGCGACAGCAGAACGCCAGUGAUUCCGAAGAUAAAAGCGCCUGGACUAAUGAUCAAGCCAAUGCAAGUCAGAGUGGGAAGAUGGAGCAGAAGAAUGGCGGCUCUGCAUCGCAGGCUAAGGAAGAGCGGUAUAGAAAAGCAGACCCUGAGCCUGGACAGGACAGUGGAUCAAAGGGGAAGAGAAAGGUUACUUUUGACGUCAAGCCGGACGUAGUCACCAUCAAUGGUGGCAACACCGCUGUGAAUGGGGAGAAGAAGACGGAGGAACCCAAGCAAAACGGUGAUUCUCUAGAUAUGAUAUUUGACUUGGAAGAUGAAAAGAGCGAGCGUGGAUCGUUUGACUUUGCAGCCAAGCCUGUUUUACCCCUGAUCGAACCUCCUUAUAUCCCUGCGAGGCCACCACGAACGCGAGUACCGAGUAAUUCCGGCUUGCCUGUGGCGCUGUCAUCUUUACGUCCCGCAUCAUUACCCGCCCCAUCGACUAUCCGAUCACUCACAGCGGAAGGCCAGAGCUCACCGAGAGCAUCCAACCUCAUGUCUCUACCUCGUAUUGCGGAACCGGAGCCAGACGAGCACUCAGAACGCUUUGAUUCUCGUGAAGAGGAGAUUUUGAAACUGGUCGCAGCAAACACGCCUAGCCAUCGAGGUGCUUGGAAGCGAAAUAGUAAAGCAUGGCAAGUUUUUGUUCGACGUCAGGGCAAAAAUCAAAGUGCUUCCGGAGCUUUCAUCCCUGAAGAAAACGAAGAUGAGGGAGCUUUCCACAACACAAUAGACACUGAUGACAGUGAUUCAGAUAUUUAUAACGAUCAAGGAUGGAAUCCGAAUGCAGGAGUUCCCGCAUCUCUUCCUAUCACUAUCGGUUCUUUGAAGCAUCCCAGACCACCGCUUUCGUUGGCGUCGUAUCAACCAAAGGCGACUUUAUCUGAUCCAAGCACGCUGGUACCUCCUCUUCCUGGUGCUGGGCGUUCGCUGUCUUCAUCAGCUUUCCGAAAAGCAUCAUACGCCGAGCGUGAUCGCAGUCGGCUGAUGGAUCCUGGAGCACUCGAUUUUGUAGCACAGGGAGAUGAAGACGAGGACGAGAGUGACAGCGAAGACGAGCCGUCUAAAGCUGAUGCCUUUGAAGGCGGUCGUGGUCGUCAGCGUGCGUUCAAAAUCUUGCAGGCACGCAGCAAGAUACCUGCCGCAGGUCCAAAAAAUUCCGAUGGAUAUGUCACGGUGACCGCCCAAGGAGAGGGCGUUCACGUUUUGGAUGUUUCAACUCUGCAUCCUAUCGUUUCUUAUUCCCAAGGAUCGCACACCACUUUUUCUGCACCUGCGGUUACUCGCCACACCCUGGAAGAUGGUGAUCACAUAUGCACAACCUACACCAUCGUCAACUGUUCUCCCGAGGUCAUAUCAAAAGAACAAAACCGGACGAUAUGGAUCACUCAGCAGAACCUUUCAAACAAUUCAGACAGGGGAGAGAAACGAUCUGUAGUGGUAUCUCAUGCAGUCUCUAGAAUCUAUGUGCUUCAAGAAUCGCCAUGCAGACUCCUUUUGGUAUUCUCAAAUGGUGAUAUUGGAGUUACAGACGCAGAAUUGACUGUGCAACACUCGCUCGAGAGCUCAACUAAGCAGUCUCCUGUAGAGACCUUCAUCUUCCCCCGAAAAGCCUGCGAUUUCCUGCCUCAAAAUCAAGCAACAUCGUCUGACUAUAUUCUUCUAUCAGUCUUCUCAACUGACUCGUUGACUUGCGUACACUCGACGGCAAUUGGUGGAGACGAAGGGCUUGCUCGGCUUGGCGAAAUCGACAUACCACUCAAUGGAACCAUGAAAAAAUAUGACUCUCGCGUUAUAGGCAUCUCAUGUACCGCUUCUGGUGCUGUUACCCUCUUGAGUGGUUCUGCUUUACUAUCUUCUUACCAACUUUCGUACUCGAAUGAGGGAACACUUGUGGCCAUUCCCGUGCGCGAGCCGAUCCGUUUAGCACGCCUAGCCCUAGGGAAAAAUCCGUCUUAUCAACGUGCCGUUUCGCUGUUAUCAUUGAGCGCAUCGUCAGUGCUGCUAGCUGCCCUCACGAGUUCACCGGCCUCUGAAAUUACCCUCCUACUGUGGGACAUGCAAUAUGGCGUACUCGUUGCUUCUCAGUCUAUGCCUGUUCCUUCGUCGCUGGUUCAAAAUCACUCUCAGAGUCCUCAUCUAAGCCUUACUUUUUCAAACGAGCAUCAGAUUCUCCUUGCCCUAUCUCCCGAAGGCGCUUCUGGAAAAUCGACGUCGCAAAAGACAUCUUCUCGCUCUACCAUUUACAUCGUUCCAUUGAACGCCUCAUUUAAAUCAAGUCUUGCAAAUGCAAUGGGCAAAACUUCCGAAACCGCCGCAUGGUUGGCUCAGCCCGAGCAACGUUCAAGUGCGUCCGUGCAAGGGGAUGACGGUCGCGCAAAACUCCUCCAAGCUAUACGGUCAUUAACUAGUCAGGAUGAAUCGCAUAAAGCUGAUGAAGCAUUUUUCAAAUGGAUUGGCGAUCACACCCCUGGUCACGGCAAUAAAAAAUCUGAGCCUCGCGGACAUUCAUCCCCCCAACUUGGCCGCGAGUUUGUCAAGGAAAUCCUCCACAUUAUAUUACAGCCCGAUAACACAGCAACCAUCAAGUAUUCUCCCAGAGUUGUACAUUCUCUUUUGGACAGAGGUGUUGUAAGUGCUAGUAUGAUAGAGAAAGGACUAUUACGUGUCCUGUGGUCACGAAAUGACUGGGAAAAUAUUCUCCGAACAUUGGAUACUGUCGUGGACAUCCCGGAAGGAGAAAUGAUGUUUCUUCUCAAAGCAGUCAUAGAUUUUCAUCACACAAGCAAUACCACAGAGUCGCUUGACAGCAAUGCAAUGCAAGUUGAUUCAAGACAAACGUGGACGCCACCACUAGCGACAUAUCUUUCGGCAUGCAUAACGUACUCAACUUCUCCAGCGGCCUUGCGUCUCGCAAUCCGGGAACAUUUAUCAGACGCACGAGACUUAGUGUACAUACUAGAGAUAUUGGAAGGUUGGAUGAUGGGUGGGACUGAGGAUUAUAUUGAGCAGCUCUUGCGAAGCAUAGCACAUAAUUCACGGUUCGAGUAUCGUUCAAGUGCUUCCCCCCCAUAUCACAAGAUCGUGUUGUUCUUGCAAGUGCUACUAGAUGCUUCGUUCUUGGCGCUUCUACAAUACCAACCCUCGCACGAUAUCCUACGAAGGAUAAUGUCUUAUGUUGAACCCGAAGUAGUACUUUUUGAACGCAUGGAGCAUCUGCGAGGAUCAUUGGAGCAGUUCGUGCGGAUACAAGCGAAAAGCAGGCAAGGAAGCGGACGGCCAGAAGUGGUCAGUGAUGAUAGGCGUAGGAGCAGAAAAGGCCGCAAAUUUGCUGAGCCUGAUAUAGGAAUGUACCGUUUAGAGGAACUGGUAAUCUAG